Durusdinium trenchii is the source of this 690-nucleotide messenger RNA. The record is from the annotation of a GenBank genome assembly. Lineage: Eukaryota; Dinophyceae; Suessiales; Symbiodiniaceae.
AUGGGUAAAGGCACCGCCACCAGCACCAAGACUCCUGACGCAGAGGUGGUGUUCUUCCUGCAUGCUUCGGAUGAGAGCCUCGUGAGGGAGAAAUGGCUGCCGCCGCUGUUGAGAGCUUCGGCGAACUUCUUAUGCCCAAAAGGCUACAAGCCGCAGAUUUGCGAGGACUCCAUCCACCUGUCAUUGCCGAUGCUUCGGGUGGGCCUUCACUUUGCGCCCGCCUUGAGCUUGGCCCAAGCAAAGGCUUUGGCAAAGCAACAGCCACAGUCGUGGAGAAGCUUCCAAUGUUCCUUCGUUGAACAACGGGUGCACUUUGUGGCGAAACAGCCUGGCACCACCAAGAUGACCAUUCGAUUAUUGAAGUGGUGGCGUGACCAACAGGCUUGGUCAGCCCCGAUCAACGAACCUUCAGAUGAGAUCCUGGAGCUGGUGGCCAUCCAUUCGUCACAGCAGUCGAAGCCGGCAGAUCAGCCCUCAGCCAUCUCCAAAGUAAUGUCGCUUCUGUCACGUUUCGAAGAGCUCAAGAUCACCUGGAGCAACUUCUACACUCAGGCGGAGAUUUGGGAGCCUUUGCUGGCCCAGCGGCCAUUGCUUAUGGAUCCCGUGAUCUCAUGCGCCAACCUGGCAGAUCCAAAGGCAUUCAAUCCCCAGGAGCUGAUGAUGCAUGCCAGAUCUUUCCGCUGCCUCUGA